Brachypodium distachyon (stiff brome) is the source of this 5304-nucleotide messenger RNA. Its product is annotated as protein RADIALIS-like 4. The record is from RefSeq and is a predicted model, not a curated record. The transcript has 2 exons. The coding region runs from base 4700 to 4993 and encodes 97 amino acids. Gene Ontology annotation, molecular function: DNA-binding transcription factor activity. NCBI's taxonomy places the organism in Eukaryota, Viridiplantae, Streptophyta, Magnoliopsida, Poales, Poaceae.
CGGUACGGCGGCGUGUCUGUGAAUGGCGACCCGCCAGCCGCCACAUCUCUGGAAUUUAAGACGUGUUCACUAUACAAAAUGUUCCUCUUGCGUUCUGCCGGCGUUUUCACAUUACCGCGGAUGGUUCCCUAAGGGUUGAUGACUAAAUAUUCGAUGCACCGUGUGACUGACCAAAUCGUGUCGUGCAGAAAUAAUGGAUCAGAUGGAGCGAUUAUGCAAUGGUUUUUCAUUUCUUCACAAGAUUGGCGGCGGCGUCUGAUGUAUUUCACCAUUGUUACAUUGGAGGCACACGUUAGCUUGCAUCCGAUGUUCAUCAUUAUCUAGAUGUAGAACUCAGGAAACCGCAUAAUGUGGUAAGCAGGGUACCCUUUCUAAUUUGAUAGUUUUCAUGGCACAAGUUCCACCUUGAGUCUGCAGUAACUUCUCUUUUGUAGUUUUUUGAUGAUUCUUUCUAACCCUGGCAUCAUUGCUUGAUAUGAUAUAGUGACGACUAUGAAACAAAUUAUGACUACAAGUCUGUCGUAGUGCAGUGACAUUUAAUCGUCGCUUUGUUUCUGUCAUUCUUUGCCACAGGUCGGGAGUUUAUGUAAUAUAGCGGUAGGUUCAGCUCAUAUGGCCAUAUACAUAAGAAAAUAGUUGGUUGGUGUAGAAAUUGUGGUGCUUAAUUAUGUUACAGAACUCAUUACUGGCCAUGUUGUUUUUUGUCUGGAUGACAUUUGAAAAUCUACAUUCCAUUGGUUUCCUAACAUCUGAGUGGAUCAUAGCCGUGUUUAUGGAGUAUUAUUGUGUUGAUGAUAACGGCAUCUAUCGCAAGCGUUUUAACAUUUAUUUCAGUAACUGCCACCUUAGGAUUACCUCACAGGCCUCACAGUUGUAAACAUGUUGUCUAUAUAAUUGCAAGCUCAAUAUGUUUGUUUCUAGAAUACCAAAUUCGAUUGGUGAUCUUGAACCUUUGGAAUUUGGAACUCUUAAUUACCAAAGAUGACAAUGUUGUCCAAAUGAUUCCCAAACAGAGGAAUUCAUGUUCUUGGGUCAUGCUUGUCCGUUCCUUAAUCCUGCUGUUGUUAUGAACCUACGUGCCAAUUUUCUGUCUACAAAAAAAUUGGACCACUUAUUCUCACAGUAUUUUUUGUCAUGUCUUAUCAAGGAAUCAUUCUUUAGCUCAUAUGCCACAGAUCCAUUAUCAGGUACCUUUUCCUGCGAGGUUCCCUACUUUUUGGCAAGUGCACCUCUAUGUUUGAGAAUCCAAUCUUUCAGAUGCUAUAUUUAAUGAUCGUUUUAUUCUUAUGACAUCGCCAUCACAUAAUUCCAUGCUUCUUUGUAGAGAAAUCUCCUCUUGCAUUCUUUAGUGAGUGUCAGAAGGUUAGGAAAUCUGCAUAUACUAUUGUUCAAGAUUAUAAGAUCCUUCCAUAAAUACUUCUUCUUGCAGAGCAGCAUGCUUAAGAGCAUAGGUUGAACCUCUAUUCUGACCCAAAACCAUUGUUGCCAUGUAGCACUUAUAUUUACAUGAUAUUUUGAAUCUUGGUGCACUCAACCAUAAACUUUGACUGGUUUUCCCCUCCACCCAUCACAUAUCAUGGCAGGCUGACAGGUGUAGUGAAUUGUUAAUUUGUCGGUCAACAUAAAUUCCAUUUGGAUAUUGAUUCGAAGCAUGACAUGAUUCUCUUCACCUUUCAUAGAAAGGGGGAAUAAUUGAAAGAAAACACCUCACUUUGAAGACUGAAAAGAGGAUAUCCAGUGCCACAGCUUUCCAGGAAUCGUGGUAAGGGUGUGAGAUAAUAAGGGUUCAAGUUGAUACUUGUGUCCAAUUUUUGUUUAAGUACCAAGUUUAGAUUCAUUACCAAGAGACUACACAUUGCUUCACAGUAGAGAUAUGCUCUCCAGUUGGUGAGAAUCCUAGCUACUUGCCUGGUGGGGUUCUUUUCCAUCAUCUCGAAUCCACCUUUCCACACCUUAGGAUGGUGAAAACUUGAACUAAAUUGUGUGUAUGAUCCGCAUAUGUGCAAACACCUUCAACUUUUGCUGAUGUGAUUGAUGCAAAGGAGCAGUGGUGUUCCGUACCUUCAUGGGAUAAUCUACUUCUGCACUAGAUAGCCUUUCCCUUUCUCACAAAUCCCUCUUGUGAAAAGGUGGCAACGUCUGCAAAGUUAACUGUGUGGAUACUGGCCAAGUAUGGGAAUCUCAGUUGGCUAGCAGAGUGAAUGGACAUGCUGCCCACACGUUCGAGGCCUAGCCUCCUCAAGGCGCCACAGGUUUUCUUCUUUCUAUAAAAGAGACCAGGGGAAAGUCCCUUGUUGGUCCUAUUCUUUUAAUUGAAACAAUUAUUGAGGACCAAGAUGGGGGACACGUAGUAAUAUAGAAAUGUCUGGCAAAUAGUUAUUACUUUCUGAAUGUAAGUCGAGGCUUGGAGCAUCUUUCUGUUAUAUUCCUUUAGUAAAUAGCCAAGCAGAAACAUAAUAAGGCAAGUGGAUAAUGCUUUGACCAGUGUCAAUGAAUAUAUACUAAAUAGAUAGUACCAGUUACAGUGUUAAUUCAAAAUUAAUACCGUGUCUUCGCUUACUAUUCAGUAGCAAGUGUUCUGACCAUGUAUCAUCCAAUAGUAUGGCAGCUUUCGUGCAUCCUGUUGUGCUCAGAAUAAGAUUAGAUGAAACUACUUGAGGCAAGCCUAAAACUAUAAGCUUUUAAACUUCAUUUUUCAGAUGAAAUUUUUGGAACAAAUCAAGAUUACAAGGUAACUUAACUGUAGUUGGUCCACGAAAUGGUAAACGAUGUUGGUGCUAACCUUAACAGAACAAACUUUUCAAGAACAUCGGAGACACAAGAAGGGCUUACACCUUAUAAGAAGUGGUGGUAUGUGCUUUAUUCUAAAUUCUGAUAAGCUGUUAGAAAUGUCAUCAUUUACUGCUUGCUAUUUCUUAAUUCUUAUCAACUAGGUUAGGCAUAUGCUUUUGUUUACUUGAUCUUGCCCUAGGUUUAAAUUCUUGUAAUAUUUGCUUAGACUUAUAACUGGACUUGUUCGAAAUAAGUUGGAAAUUCUUUGGACUUGUUAAAUUUACCAGAAGGAACUAUUAUGAGUUUAGCAGCAAGUUGCUAAAACAAAUCAUGAUGUGAACUCUUUUAAAAUCAGUCAUAUUUGGUGUGAUAUUCAGAGAAUAUUGUCAUAGGGCUUAACCUACUUGAUGGAUUUACUAGUUUCCUGCAAUACCCACUGGAAAUUCUAAAUGCUCAACUCUUGAGUAGAUUUAGUAUUUUUUUUACCAGGAGUAUUGCCAUUCCAUUAUCCUUGAGGACUACUACGAAAUAAAGGUUCCUUUAGCGUGGGCUGUUUGGAUCCUGGUUUGGGGAACAUAUAAUCUUCCCUUCUUUUCUUCUUCUUUAGACUAUCGAGGCUUGUGGUAACUCCGACAAAUCACGAACCAUUAUUCCAUGGAAAUUGAACAUGUGUGCUCUUACGUAACAUGAAAGCAAUCUCAUGAAUCCCAAAUCUAAUUAUGCCACUUCAUUAGACAGUAAUGUUUUCUUAUUUAUAAUUUUCUAUUGUCUGAGACCUGGAAUGUUAAAGCAGCUGACAAAGGAGACUUGACCGAAUAACCUGUCCAGUUCUGCUAUCAUUUUGCUCAAAGUACAGGUACUAUGGAUUGAUAUAUUUUUCUUUAAUUUGUUUGACCACAGAUCACAGAGCCAUAUACUCCCUCCGUCCGGAAUAAGUGACUUGGAUUUGUAUAGAUUCUUAUACAAAUCCACUUCACUUGUUUCCGGACGGAGGGAGUAUCAUAUUGCAUGUCAGUGUUCUCUGCCCAUUUAAAUGCAUAUACUAAUUUGCAGUUCAGUUGAGUAGAAUAUGAAGGAAGAAAUAAGUAGUCCUAUCCUUUUGACUCAAUAAUGACUCAUUUUCCCUGAAUUGCAGAAAGUCCAAAAUAAGCAAUUUAGGGUGUAUUAAUUCAUACUAAAUUGGGUGGCAUCCCCAUAAAAGAAUUUUAGCGGAGAUGCAGAACAAGAUUACAAGAAUGAAGCUAAUAGUAAACACUAGCCCACCACAUAUGGAUUGCACAAGAGAUUCUGUACUCCUCUUGUCCUUUUCAGUGUAAAUGAUCUAUUAAAAAAAUGAGUAUGAUUUUUUUUUUGAGAAAAGUAUGAUAUUAUACAUGCAUUCAACACUUGUAAGACCUUCCCGAAAUUUAAUCAUUAGCUUGUGAUAGACAGAUAUUGAUGAUCUUUCUUACCGACGGGAGAUUAUCAACACAAAUUGGUAGUUGCUAACUUUGUCUUGUACUUGCUACAAUCAGGGCUUGUGUUCCGAAAGGAUCUGCUAUUCUUCAAGCUGGUAAAUUAUCAACAAGGAUGUCUGCAUACUGCUAUCCUGGUGGUUACGAAGUGCGAAAUGGCCUUGUAGGACUGUAUAUUACCACUUGUUCAUUGUAUAGUAUUUUAGGUAUAACUAUAAUUAUGUGAAGUACCAAAUGUGCCCUUAAGAAUUUACUAAUACACCAGACAUGAAGCAGUGAGUCGAUGAAUUUACUAAUACCACGAACCAUGCCCCACCUUCCCCUCCUAUAUAAAUAGCACAGCUAUACUCACUCUUUGUUCCACAGGAGUACGAGCAGACAUAAGUUGUAGCCAUUACUAGUCCCCUGGCUUUUCUUGAAACAUUUCUCUGUGUUGAGGAAACAACAAAAGGGGAAGAGAGAAUAGAGAGAGAAUGAGUCAAUCUUGGACAAAAAGACAAAACGCUCUCUUUGAGAGUGCUCUAGCGGUAUUUGAGAAGGACACGGCAGAUCGCUGGCAGAAUGUGGCACGAGCGGUCGGUGAUGGGAAGUCCGCUGAGGAUGUGAAGAGGCAUUAUGAAGAGCUGGAGAAGGAUGUGGAGGACAUGGAGUCUGCUGGAGGCCGUCAAGGAUCUGACAACAGCGUCUCCGGCGCUAGCAGCAGCAACAGCAACUCUUGGGGCAGUGCCAAUGAGGACCGCAGGGGAAGGAACCUCAAUCUUCAGUGAAUGUGAUCUGGAAGGAGCUGGUUGGUCUCUAGAGAGCUUGAAGCAGCAUGCCUCGCAGCAAAACAAAAACAUAACCAAGUCUCUCUGAAGAUGCUGUUACCUUUGCUUAUUGUUCGAGUCCAUGUGCUCUUGUGUUGUCUGUACGUCAACAUAGGUAGCAGGAGACCUCUGUAGUAGUAAUAGAGGUCUGUUUGGUUUGAUAUUUAUUAUGAGAAUGUAUCUGAUGUGGGCAUGCUAUUGAUACCUGUUGAAAAUACUAUGGUUACUGUGUGCUGGAAAUGGAUAUUUAGGAAACUCCUUCCGUCCCUAAA